AUGCCUUCUCUGCAACUCCCACCUCGCACAGUCAAGGUCUCUGUUUUGACUGGAAAUGAAACAGCCAAUCGAAUGGCAUCUCUUGUCACAGAGGUUCUAGCUUUCAUUCAACAAACGAGACCUGAAAUUAAGUUCGAUAUUUCACGGCAUCCACCUGGAAAGGCAGAUCCUCCCUCCAGAUCCGAUGUUGUCAUUCUGUGCAACAGCGAUUCUCAAUCCCCUCUAGGGCAAUUCUCAGUCGAAGACAUAUUGGGUCUUCCGAAGGAGUUUGGCUCUCUUGUCAAUAUUCAACCGGUCUUCUUUCCAAGCACUGCGCUUGUUCCCGAAAGCUUGUUGGAGGGUCAAAGUGUUCAGGGUCUCGACAUUACCUUCAUUAGCGAUGCCUCUACGAAUGACAGAUCUGGAGAAGAAAUGCCAACUCAUGAAGCUAUUGAAAAGCUAGCUAAUUGGGUGGGCACCUAUGCUAUGCGGUCUCACCCGCCGAAGACCGUCCACUGUGUUGUGCAGUCAUCAUCUGCGAAGCUUUGGCAACCAGCCAUCACCGAAGCGCUCAAGGAGCGGUUCCCUCACAUCGUGAUCCGAGAUACAUGUAUGGAUACAGUGACUGCGCUCCUUGAUACUCAACCAACUCAGCUGAAUGGUAUUGUUCUGGCUGGUGCAACGGGUGGGGAAAUCCUAGCCGAGAAAGCGCGAGAUAUCAACCGGGGGUUAAGAGAUUUGCUGGCAUCAGCAGUUAUAUCAAUCCCAUCAGGCAGGGACACAAUAAAAACCCCCGGCAUUUUCAAACCAGGAAACAUAACUGCGCAAUCAGGGAUAGUGGAUCCGAUCUCUGUUUUGCCGGCUAUAAGCCUGAUGCUUGACCUCUCAGCCAGUUUGAGUUCUGAGGCUGUGGCCGUGACCAGAGCUAUUCGGCGAACAUUGGACCCGAUUGAGCUUGUCGGAUCCAAUAUUAGAACUACAAGUGCAGGUGGGGUAGCCACAUCAGACGAAUUCAUCAGCAAGUUCAUGGAAAAUCUUGAUUAUUAUCUCGAGGCGGCGAGUGCAGAAGCCGAGGCCCAAAAGCUCAAUCUCCCUAGGAAACUGUUCAGCCGUCCUACAGGCCCGCGGCGUCCGAUGGGCGUAAUCGAAAAAAUAAUGACACAUGCCGCAGUGGGCUUGAACAAGCCAGAAGUACAAACUGGGGAGAUCAUCUGUGUGCAAGUAGACUGGACCUUGACAUCCGAGAUUCUCUGGGCAGGAAUGGAGAAGACUUAUCAUCAAAUGGGUAGGCCUCGUCUGCAUCGCAAUGAUCGCAUGUGGCUAGCCAUCGACCACACUGUUGACCCGCGCAUUAAUCAUCGCCCCAGACAGAAAGGCCUGAUUGAGAAAGCUGAAAGUUUCCAGCGCGAAGCAAAACUUGUGAACUUCUUGCCGGCUAACACCAGCAUCCUUCAUACCGAUUUUACCCGCGACAGAGCACUGCCUGGUCAGAUUAUUGUGGGAUGCGAUUCCCACUCUUGUUCUGCCGGCUGUACGGGAGCUCUAGCUAUCGGACUUGGAGCUGCAGAUGUCGUUAUCCCAAUGGUGACUGGAGAGACUUGGUUUCGAGUACCAGAAAUCUGUCGAAUUAACUUCGUCGGCAAGUUACCAUUCGGAGUUGGUGGAAAGGAUGUUAUCCUUCAUAUACUCGGGCUAUUCAAACGGAAUACGAUUGCUUUCCAGCGUGCAGUCGAAUAUGGUGGCCCGGGACUGAAGGAGCUAUCUAUGGACGCUAGGUUUGCCAUUGCAAAUAUGACAACAGAAUUUGGUGGGAUGGGUUCAUGCUUUGAGGCUGAUGAGAAGACUGCGGAGUGGAUCUCUAAGAGACCAUAUCCAGAGUAUCAAGGUGGUCUUUACUUCAGAGCUGAUCCAGAUGCACAGUAUGCUGAGGUACGCACCGUCAAUCUCUCAGAGGUUGAAUUGACUAUUGCUUUAUAUCCCGACCCAGAUCAUGUCGUUCCCAUCACAGCAAAAGCGGGUAUGAAAUUAGAUGGCUGCUUUAUCGGAGCUUGUACAACAACCGAAGAAGAUCUGAUCAUGGGAGCACUUGUGCUAGACGCUGGUCUACGUGCAGGACUGGUCCCUUGUGAAGGACGGAGAAGGGUCACGCCUGGAAGUCUUACCAUCAUAAAACACCUUGAGCGUCACGGCAUCCUUGAUAUCUACCGCAAGGCAGGAUUUGAUGUUGGAGCACCUGGCUGCUCAUACUGUGUUGGGAUCAACGACGUUGAUGUCGCCGGUGAAGGAGAGGUCUGGCUUUCCUCGCAGAAUCGCAAUUUCCGGAACCGAAUGGGCAAGGGAGCCAUAGGGAGUAUUACGUGUGCUGCAGUGGUUGCCGCUUCCAGUUUUGGCAUGAUUGUCACCGAUCCCCGACCGCUAUUGGAUCAGAUUGAUAGGGCUAGACUUGACAAAAUCCUUGGGAAAGAAAGGGUCUCGCUUGUCAUUGCACCUGAAAUCACCGAGCCUAACCCAGUCAUUGCAUCGAAUGAUACUCCAGUUCUUGCAGAAAGCAUCAGCACCUCUGAAGAGACCAAAGCUUCUACGGAAUACACAUCCAAGACUUCUACGAAAGGAAUCAUUCGCUCGAGAAUUCAGCGGUUUGGUGAGAAUAUCGAUACUGAUGCAAUCAUCCCUGCCGAAUUCGUACCGGGAGUUGACAAUGCUGAGCUGGGCAGUCACUGUUUCGAAUACUAUCGCCCUGAGUUCCGCCAGAAAACAGCGAAUGGUUCAAAAAUUAUUGUUGCAGAUCGUGGAUUCGGCAGCGGCUCAUCCCGUGAAGAUGCUGUUCGGGCCUUGCAAGGAGCCGGAAUCGAAGCAGUCAUUGCGCCUACAUUUGCAUUCAUUUAUGAUCGAAACCAGUUAAAUAUGGGCCUGUUUAAUAUCACUUUACCUGACCCCGAGUUUUACGCUCUUGCAAAGGAAGACUCAAUUGUUGUCAUCCAUCUCGAGACUCAGACGGUUCAAAUUGAGGGGACAAACCAAGUCUAUCAUUACCAUCAAUCAGAAAUGGAGAAAACCCUUCUUGAAGCUGGUGGCGUACUUCCACUAUAUAACCGUUUCGGCCGCUCUGUCUUCCGGCAGAUUGCUAAAUCGGUUACGCGGCAUAGAGCGGGCGAUUCGGGUAUUCAGGCUUCAAAGAGUGGGCGAGAAACUAUGGACUGGUGA
Messenger RNA from Penicillium macrosclerotiorum, 3183 nucleotides. RefSeq lists its product as uncharacterized. Bases 1 to 3183 code for a protein of 1060 amino acids. The transcript is spliced from 4 exons. The record is from RefSeq and is a predicted model, not a curated record. Gene Ontology annotation, molecular function: hydro-lyase activity. Lineage: Eukaryota; Fungi; Ascomycota; Eurotiomycetes; Eurotiales; Aspergillaceae.